UUUUAUUAUUACACAGGCCAACAUGUUGGUAAAGCUGUUGGAGGAGGAAGUGCAGGCUUUAAACAAUUGCGAGCGCUUCAAUCAAAUACGCAUUGCAUUCAGCAAUUUCCACAAGGAUGUGAAGAAACUGAACACAUUCAAUUAUUUUAGCGGCAAUGAGGCACACAUCAAAGAGUUGCAACGUCGUUUGAUUGCCGUGCUGCUGGAGCAUAAUCUUGUCGAGAAGCCAGUGCAGAAAAAAGAAGAGAAGGAUGACGAUGAUGAGGAAGACGAUGAUGAGGAGGAGGAGGAGGACGAACUGGUCGUGCAGGUCAAGGCCAACUGUGAGGUCGAUCAGCUGCGCGGCAUAAUGAUGUAUUUGAUACUCAACAGCGCCCACAUUGAGAGCGUCAAGGCGGAGCACAAGCUCGCCGAAUGCAAUCCUCAAUGCGUGCAUCUUCUCCAGCAGCUGCCCGCUCCACUCGCCCAGCUGGUCACCGUCAGUCUGGCCCUGAAGUGCGGCCUGCAGCAGCAAUUCUUCGAGUUCCUGGCAUGUGCACCACACUGGCUCAGCGUCCAAUACAUCGAUACCCUCAAUGAGACGCUCACGCAUCUGGUUGAUGACCAUCACGAGGCGUUGCCGCUGCUCGCGGACACUUUGCGGGCCGUGGCCAAAUCGCUGGGCUACCAUGCGGCACACUAUGGCCAGCAAUCGGCGUGCUUUGGGGCACAGCCCGAGCUGCUGUUGCAGGCAACAAUGCGACUGCUGCAGCGGCAUCUGUUGUACGACGAGGAGCGACUGCGUCUGAUACGCUCCAGCGUGGGCAGGCAUCGCUAUAUGGGCGAGGCCAUGAAGCACCUGCUCGACGCAUUGCUGCUGACCCUAAGCGAGGAGGAAUCCUUUCAGCUGCCCGACUACUUUGUGAUCUAUGCGCUGCUCUCAUCGCCUUUGGGGGCAAUUGCUGCUGCUGGGGAUGGGAAGGCAUUGGGAGGUGCACCCAUGCUGCGUACAUUUGCCAGCAAACUGAUGGAUGCAGUGCAGCGUUUGCUGCCCCAAGUCAGCGUCGAUGCCUACAUGACGUGGCACGAGCUGCCGUCGGGAGUGCCGCUCUUCAGUCUGCAGACGCACAUCAACAAUCAGUGCGCCAAGCUGCUGCAAUCCCUCGAGCAGGUGAAGGAGAAGGACAGCAGUCUGAGCAAUCACAGUUUGGGUGCACAGCUGACGAACUUUGCGAGAAGCGCUGAAACCUUUCAGCAGCGUCUGGAGCAGCUGACGUUGGGGGAACUGCUCAGUUUCCUGGAUGGCGACGACGAAAGUGAAGCAGCCAACGAGGAGCAGCUGCUGGCGGCACUCAAUCAACUGAUGCAACGUCCCAUUGCCUUUGGCAGCGAUGAGUGCAUCGAGAGUCUGGCCAAGCAUGUCCAACUGUUGGGUGAGGAACAUGCCCACCUGAUAAUCGAUCAUCUGAGCGCUGUGUUCGAGGUGAAGCAGGAGCAAAUGGAGUCGGACGAAGCGGAUUACGAAGAUUACGAUGAGAUCUAUGGCGAGCUCUUGGCCAAGGUGUUGUAUCCCAUCUUCAAGGCAUUGCCGACGGUCCAUCAAAAGCUGCGAUUCCUCGAGAAGCGCGACAUGUUGCGAAUCCAGGACGAGCUGAGUUUUCGCUUGAGUGAAUCAUCCGCCAAUCGCAUUGGCUUCUUCAAUACGCUGAGCUAUCGCCAGGACCAGUUUCCCAUGAUGCAGUUCCUCGAUCUGUGCUACCAGCAGCCGGCACAGACGUGGCUAUCACUCGCUCAGCUGGGCAUGAGGCAUCCGCAGUUUGGCAAACUCUACUGCAACAUAGCCAUCGCUUGUGCGGCGCAUGCAAUGCAUAAUUUGGACUUCACGUUGCAUCAACUGAUGCUGGACGAAACGCUGCUCACGCACAAGAAUUCCGCUGAUGAGGAUGAUUUCCUGCUGCGUCUCUAUGAGCUGCCUUUGGUGCUGCAUUCCCCACUACGCUCGCCACAAAUGUGUCUCCAGCUGCAACAGAAUGAAUCUGCAACGAUCUCCCAGUUCACCGAGCAGCUGCAACUGGGACAACGCAAUUAUCUCUCGGCCUGUACCAUGGGCAUGGAGAAGUUUGCCGAUGCCCAGAACUAUGCGGCACUUGGCAGAAUCGCAGACACGUUGCUGAAGCUGGAACGCAUCGAGCAGCGUUCUCGCAAUUUCAACAUACAAUUUGGUGGUGGCCAACGGCGACGUCGUUUGGCCAAGAAAUAUGCCACGUUGAUGGACCAAAUGAGCACUUGGCGCAUUAGCAAUUGGAAGCUGACGUUCGAGUUGAUUGCCACCAUCGAUAAGCUGCGUGGACAGUUGCGCAACUUUGAUGCACAGCGCAGCUAUGUCCUAGAUCAAUUCAUGGCAUAUUACGUGGCGAAUAUGCCGCGUGCCUUGCGCAUCAAUCCAGAUAUGCAGCAACAAGUCAAAGCUUUGGUGGAGACGUUGACGCACAAGGAGUUGUGGGAAGAGGAGCAACUGAUUAUGCUAUUACCCGACAUUCCCUCGCAAGCCAAGGACUGUGCAUUGCUGCUGGAGAAAGCCUCGUCGGUGGAGGCCACCAAUCUACUCAGUCUGGCGAUUCUCCGUAAGCUGGACAACGAUGUCUUGGAGACGCUUUCUCGUUACGUUGAUGACGUUGGCACAGCGGAGGCCCAAAGAGGCUACAGCUUCCUGCUGAAAGCUUAUAUGAUGGCCUAUAAGGAUGUCUUGAUAGCGCCAGCAAAGCCAUCUGAUUAUCGCUUGCUCGCAGAGCAUUUAAUGCGCACUCCCAAGUUGCUGUUGCAGGAAAAUCUGUGCAUUGCCAUCGAGAAUCUGAAGACGCUGCGUGCAACGGACGCAUCAACUGAAACAUAGUAUUAAAGCAGUUAUAACUAGAUAUAACAUACAUAUUAUAAGAUACUCAAUUAGCCAACUAAAUGAGAGUUAAUUUCGAAUUUACAUAUUACGUUCCUCAACAAAUCUGUUUAAUGAAAUGUGAACAAAUACAUAUAUGAAGCUAAUUU
Molecule: messenger RNA, 3021 nt
Organism: Drosophila sulfurigaster albostrigata
Lineage: Eukaryota; Metazoa; Arthropoda; Insecta; Diptera; Drosophilidae
Exons: 4
Coding region: 23-2872 (949 amino acids)
Source: RefSeq, a predicted model, not a curated record